This is a messenger RNA of Myotis myotis, 1589 nucleotides long. It is a transcript of the gene TGIF1, whose product is annotated as TGFB induced factor homeobox 1. Gene Ontology annotation, biological process: regulation of transcription by RNA polymerase II. The record is from RefSeq and is a predicted model, not a curated record. The transcript is spliced from 3 exons. Gene Ontology annotation, molecular function: DNA-binding transcription factor activity, RNA polymerase II-specific; RNA polymerase II cis-regulatory region sequence-specific DNA binding. Lineage: Eukaryota; Metazoa; Chordata; Mammalia; Chiroptera; Vespertilionidae. Bases 310 to 1125 code for a protein of 271 amino acids.
CGCCGAGGUGCGCCGAUCGGGAGCGGGGAACAAAGGAGCGGCGUGGGGAGGGGAGCGCGCUGGGCGAGCGAGAGCCCCCGGCCGGCUGCCAGGAGGUCCCGGCAGGAGGAAGCCCAAGUGUCACUUGAAUUCCGCCCAAGAAGCGGGCGCCUGCGAUCCGAGCGCCGGGGCCGCACUCACUGCUGGAGCUCGUCCUGCAAGUUCCCGGAGCGCCCUCCGGGGAGGACAGCCGCUGGCCCCCGGCGCUCCCGCUCCCGCCCGCGCCCCCGACACCCCGGCGGUGCCCCGCGCUGGAAGGGGAGCUCCAGGAUGAAGAGCAAGAAAGGUGUUGUCGCCUCCGGCAGUGAGACCGAGGAUGAUGACAGCAUGGACAUCCCCUUGGACCUUUCCUCUUCUGCCGGCUCAGGCAAGAGACGGAGAAGGGGCAACCUGCCCAAGGAAUCUGUGCAGAUUCUCCGAGAUUGGCUGUAUGAGCACCGAUACAAUGCCUAUCCCUCAGAGCAAGAAAAAGCAUUGCUGUCCCAGCAAACACGUCUAUCUACACUACAGGUCUGUAACUGGUUCAUCAACGCCCGCCGAAGGCUCCUCCCUGACAUGCUGAGAAAGGAUGGCAAAGAUCCAAAUCAGUUCACAAUUUCCCGCCGUGGGGCCAAGAUAUCUGAAGUGAGCUCUGUGGAGUCAGCAAUGGGCAUCAAAAACUUCAUGCCAGCUCUAGAGGAGAGCCCAUUUCAUUCCUGUCCUGCUGGACCAAACCCAGCCCUAGGGAGGCCACUGUCCCCUAAGCCGUCGUCUCCGGGAUCAAUUCUGGCUCGUCCAUCAGUGAUCUGUCAUACCACUGUGACUGCAUUGAAAGAUGUGCCUUUCUCUCUCUGUCAGCCAGUUGGUGUGGGACAAAACACAGAUAUACAGCAGAUAGCAGCCAGCAACUUUACAGACACCUCCCUCAUGUACCCAGAGGACACGUGUAAAUCUGGACCAAGCACAAAUACACAAAGUGGUCUUUUCAACACUCCUCCUCCUACUCCACCGGACCUCAACCAAGAUUUUAGUGGAUUUCAGCUUCUAGUGGAUGUUGCACUCAAACGGGCUGCAGAAAUGGAGCUUCAGGCAAAACUUACAGCUUAACUAUUUUCAAGCAAAACAGUUCUAACAAAUGUUAUGAUUGCCGGGGUGAUGGCAAGAGAUAAAUUGCAUUAUUUUAUAUAUUUUUUUAUUAAUAUUUGCACAUGGGAUUGUUAAAAUGAAGCUUCCUGUUACUGAGAUGUCUUCAAUGGAAUACAGUCAUUCCAACAACUAUAAACUCAAAGCUACUGUAGAAACAAAGGUUUUUUUUUUUUUUUUAAUGUUUCUUGGUAGAUUAUUCAUAAUGUGAUAUGGUUCCCAAGAUUAUGUGAUUCCCCCCUCCCCUUUUUUUUGUUGGUGUUUUUUCAGACUGUGCAAUACUUAGAGAACCUAUAGCAUCUUCUCAUUCCCAUGUGGAACAGGAUGUCCACAUACUGUCUAAUAAAUUUUCAAAUUUUUUUCAAACAAGUAUGAAUCUAGUUGAUUGAUGCCUUUUUUCAUGACACAAUAAAGUAUUUUGUUUAAAA